Molecule: messenger RNA, 1086 nt
Organism: Trypanosoma conorhini
Lineage: Eukaryota; Euglenozoa; Kinetoplastea; Trypanosomatida; Trypanosomatidae
Exons: 1
Coding region: 1-1086 (361 amino acids)
Molecular function (GO): protein binding
Source: RefSeq, a predicted model, not a curated record
AUGUCAGCGGACUUAUUUCAUCGCAAGCUCAACAAGUAUGAAUGGAGCGAGUCCGCCCCUGCGAAGUCGGUUCUCCCGCAUGCUGGUGAACUUAUUAGGGAGGUGCUCGGAGGCGCGCUAGCCUGCGUUGAGAAAAGAGUCUAUCUCUGUGGCGGCUAUGACCCACGAACUGGCCGUGGCCUUUCACAGCUGGCUGAGUUUGACUUCUCCACAAAGCUAUGGUCAAAGGGGCCUUCGUUACCGGAAAGGAUACGGGACGCCGCCGCUGUCGCCUUUGGCGACUAUUGCCUUGUCUUUGGUGGUUGGAAUGAUGAGGCAUAUAGCAAAAAACUUUGGCUGCUCGCCCCAAGAAGCCCGGAUACCACUAACACAAGUGGCAAGGAGACGAUGAGUUCCUCGUGGACGCUGAUACCACCCGCUGGACCAGCGCCAUCGGCGCGGGUCUGCCAUGGGAUGGUACUGGGAACCGCUGGCGAUGAGGAAGGCGCAGCACCGAGCCCGGUGGUUUAUCUCUUUGGCGGUUUUAAUGGCAAAAGUAGGUUAAAUGAUGUUUGGCGUCUGAGAUUGGGUACCUUGGUUGAUCAAGGUGUGGCAGAGUGGGAGUUGGUUGAGGUUAAGGAGGGAACUCCGCCGUCGCCGCGCGAUGAUGCGGCGGUUGCGUUCGACCUGGUGGGUGAGCGGCUGCUGGUCUUCGGAGGGUUUGCCUCCUCGCUGCAGAGUGAUCUUCACGUCUUGUCGCUGCGCGGGGGAGAGAACCGGUGGAUGUGCCAGCCGUGCAUCAGCGUUCCGUCCCGGCGCCAAGGCUGCGCGGCGGCGGUCUCAAGCGGGUGCCUGGUAGUGUGUCUUGGAGAGGAUGAGAAGGGUCCUUUGCCUCAAAUUCUUCAGCUUUCCCUGACGGACUUCAAGUGGUCCGUGCUUUCUUUUGACAAGGAUGAAUUUGUGGGACGCAGCGGCUGCGUUGGGUGCGUGAGUGAAAAAGGGAAACGUAUUGUACUCUUUGGUGGGGGAAUUCUGCCGAAGGUUCACUCAAGUCUUUUGGAGUUGGAGCUGGAGAAGGCAGAUUCAGGCGGUGCAAGGAAAAAGUGA